GAAAAUCUAGUCUUUACCGUUUUAGAGGUUCUGUUAUUGACAUGUACCAUCACAAAAAAUAGCAAACCCCAUUUUUUCACAUAAGAAUGCCAAUGUAAUUUAUUUUCUUUCUAGGGAUCAUGGAAAAGGCAAAUGCUCACAAUCUUUUUCCCAGACCAGAAGAUUGGAAAAUUGGAGGGCAUAAGAUUAAGCAUGCAAGACGGUGCUUGUGAGCAUGCCGUUCCCCUCUCUCAGAUGCUGAAGGAAGCUUACUCAUCUCGACAAGUCCCGCUGGACACUUACUGCGACAGCAUGAUGUCGGAGUCUUCAUCGCACGACAUGUACUUUGACUCUCUCUCAGACUUGCACGAGGAUGGCCUGGCCGGCAGCCCUGUCCUGGAUCUCUCGGCUUUUCUCAACCAGGAGGAGAUGAGCAAGAGCCUGGACCUGGCCCGGGUGGCCAUUGCUGAGAGCACAUCAGAAGAUGCCGAGGAGCCGGCGCUGGAGGACAUCUCCCCCUACCUCCGCCUCCGCCCUCCCAUCGGGUUGCCGGCGCGUCCGAGCGGCCUCUCCUCCCCUGGGAUCAUCGGACGGCCAGAGCCCUCCAGCAAAAAUGCCGAGGUGGACGUUACUGGGAUGUCCCGCAGCCCGCGGAAGACCGGCACGCCAAAGCCCCCCAGCUGUGAGGUCUUCCUGGGAGAAUCGGACUCGCACUGGGAAACCUCCUCCCACAAGCCGGAUCCCACCCACAAUUCCGUGCCCAUCGUCCAAAGCCAGAAUCCUCCCAGGAAUGAGUUCUGCAACAAAGCAGUCUCCUUCAUUGAGGAGCUAUCGUCCAUCUUCAGGACCGUCCGUCCUCGCCACUCGACCCAGCAGAAGAACAAGACCAACGAGGGGGACAGCUCAUCCCCGGACAGCGGCUACCUCUCGCCGAAGAGCCACAGUAAAAUCGCUGGGGAAACGGGAGCCGCGGGGUCCAGUCUGCGUCCGGCGCUCGACUCUGAGUCCGGCGUCAAGAGCUGCUCGGCGGAGCAAGAACAUGAUACCGAGGACAAGACGGCAGAAGGAGAUCUGCCCGGCACUGCUGGUUCAGCCCCCAGAUUUACCCAGAAGUUGAGGAGUCAGGAAGUCACUGAAGGAAGCACGGUGCGACUGGAGUGUAGAGUCUUGGGGAACCCUCAACCUCUGGUCAGAUGGUUCUGUGAGGGGAGGAAGUUGGAGAACACACCUGACAUCCAGAUAUUCCAGGAUGGUGAUCUCUGUACGUUAGCUAUUGCGGAGGCCUUCGAGGACGAUACGGGUCGAUACGCCUGUACGACCACCAACUGCUUUGGAACUGACAGUACGUCUGCUGAGAUUUACGUCGAAGGUGCAUCAUCCACGGAUUCCGAGAGCGAGGGAGAGAUGUUUCACUCACAACCGGGCGGCACGCCGCAGUCCCAAAAGAAGACAACCUCAGUGUCCUUGACGAUAGGAUCCCCUCACUCAAAGAAGACAGCGGGUGGUCCUGAUGUCCAACAGGUCCGCUCUACUCUGGUCCAAUCCAUUUCCAUCCCGGCUCCCCAGAUCCAGAGUCCCCCACCGUGUUUUCCGGUCCAGGAUGGAGUUUCCUCUCCUGUUUUUACAAAGGUCCUACAAGACAUCAGUGCAUCAGACGGUCAGGUCGUGGUUCUGGAAUGUCGGGUGAAAGGCUCACCUCCUCUUAAAGUCCAAUGGCAGAGGCAAGGAACAGAAAUCGAAGACUCGCCAGAUUUCCGAAUCCUUCAGAAAAAGCCUCGGACAACACUCGAUCCCGCCGAAGAGAUCUGCACCCUCAUGAUUGCGGAAACCUUUGCGGAAGAUGCUGGAACAUUUACUUGCAUAGUCACCAAUCCCUUUGGCUCUGUGUCCUGCAGUGCUCACCUCACGCUGUGUCCAGGAAUUGAUGUUUCCUCAAAUAAUGGAAAUGGCGUCAUGAACCAUCUCAGCCCAUCUCCUCAGACUGAAAUUAGUUCUCUGGAACUGCCUCCCAAGAAGAUAGUGGACCCUGUCCAAGUGAACAGCCUUAAGAUCAAACCAAGCGUGGCUGCCUUCCAUCUGGAGCUGAACUCAGCCGACCAUAAGCACAACGGCACAUCAUCCAGGCAAGAGCUCAACGGACCAAGCUAUGGACAUCCCACGCAGCCCAUCGUCCCACUACUCUCACCCUUAAAGGAACCGCCGCCCCUCGCUGUUAAGCCCAAGCUUGAUCCACUGAGACUACAGCAACUGCAGAACCAAGUGUUGCAGGAACAACAAGCAGGAAAACAAGGCCAGCAGUCACUUGAGCUCUUGCUGUGCUCUCCAACCUCCGCCCAGCCACCCCCUGCCCCCAUGAGUGUGCUCAACCCUCACACUCCACCAGCCAUGCAGCAAACAACAACUUUCAAUUACGCUCGGCCCAAGCAGUUCAUUGCCGCUCAAAGCCUCUCAUCUUCUGCCGGGUAUCUGUCUCCUUCUGGGUCUUCGGGUUCUAACCUGUCCUCACCCCUCUCUCCCCCCGCUACUCACAGACCCUUUAACCGGGUGGUCUUGCCUCUGUCCCAGGGGGAGGGCGAUCAGCGACGCUCCGGCUCCGGCUCCGGCUCUCCCUGGGGCCCUUCGUCGCCCUCCCCUCCGCUUCCCCCGCCGCCCCCCAUCCAAAGCCCCUCCGCUUUCUACCCGCUGGACUCCUACCCUCUGCCUCCUCCGCCUCCACCGCUCCUAGCCUCCCCGUUGCAGCCCCACUACCUCUCACCCUCCGCCGGCAGGGCCUCCCCCCACUCCGGCCAGUCGCCUGCGGCUUUCCUCAGCUCCAUGUUGCCAUCAAAGCCGGCCGUGUUGCCCGUCAACGCUCUGGGCCUGCCUAAAGGAGCCGUGCCAAUAACCCCGCAAAGCCUGAAGAGAGACAGCAGAACUCCUCGCCUGGCCACGGACGAAGAAAUCCAGGGAACAAAGGAUGCGGUCAUUCAGGAUCUGGAGAGGAAACUACGCUUCAAAGAUGAGCGCGUCAGCAAUGGGCAGAGACUGACCUAUGAAGAAAAGAUGGCCCGGAGGCUUCUCGGAGCCGACAAUGCCGCCACGGUGUUCAACUUUCAGGAGGCCGAGGAAGACCAAGGGGCCCAGCAGGACUACAAAGUCUCCACCUUUGAGCAGAGGCUGAUCAGUGAAAUCGAGUUCCGUCUGGAGCGCUCCAAUACUGACGAGUCGGAUGACGAGGUCUUCCAUGACGAGCUGCCUCCGCAGUGCUCGGCGCCGACCUUCGAGAAGAAGCUGAAGCACAUCAAGCUGUUCGAGGGCAAUCCCUUCACCUUCACCUGCAAAGUCAGCGGGCAGCCCAUGCCUAAGGUUUACUGGUUCAAGGACGGCAAUCAAAUUUCCAAGCGUAGCGAGCAUUACCAGAUUGGCCGCGAUCCAGACGGGACCUGCUCCCUCCACACCAAAGCUGCCACGUUGGAUGAUGACGGAAAUUACACCAUCAUGUUGGCUAACCCACAGGGUAGGAUAAGUUGUACGGGAAGGCUGAUGGUCCAAACCGUGAGCCAGAGAGGACGUUCCCCUCGCUCUCCUGCCGGACAAUCACCAGGGAGAAGACCUCGAUCUCGCUCCAGGGAUAGCGGAGAGGAAGCAGAAUCCAUCCAGGAGCGUUUCUUCCGACCUCACUUCCUGCAGGCUCCGGGAGACAUGGUCAUUCAGGAGGGGAAGCUCUGCAGAAUGGACUGCAAGGUAAGUGGGCUUCCGACUCCUGACCUGAUCUGGCAGCUGAACGGGAACCAGAUCCGUCCCGACAGCAGCCACAAGAUGCUGGUGCGUGAGAACGGCGUGCACUCCCUGGUCAUCGAGCCCGCCACUGCCAGAGACGCCGGCAUGUACACUUGUAUCGCCACCAACCGAGCCGGCCAGAACUCCUUCAAUCUCGAGCUGGUGGUCGCAGCCAAAGAGAUGGUCAGAGCGCCGGCAUUUAUAGAGAAGCUUCAAAACACUGGGGUGGCAGAAGGAUAUCCCAUAAGGCUAGAGUGCCGAGUUGCUGGAGUGCCUUACCCACAGAUCUUCUGGAAGAAGGACAAUGAAUCUCUGACCCAGAACACUGAGCGAGUGAGCAUGCACCAUGACAACAGGGGUUACCUCUGCCUGUUAAUCCAACCAACCACCAAGGAGGAUGCUGCCUGGUACACUGUCUCUGCGAAGAAUGAGGCUGGGAUAAUAUCGUGUACAGCCAAGCUGGAUGUCUAUUCUCCUCAAUGGCACCAGACGCCAGUUUCGAAGCCGAAGAAAGUGAGACCUUCUGCCAGUCGCUACGCGGUGUUGACCGACCAAGGGCUGGACAUCAAGUCGGCCUUCCUGCCCGAAGCCAACCCUAUCCACCUCGCCACUCAAACCAGCCUGGUGGAGAGCGACGACCUGUAGAUGAACUCUCGGAGAAAGCAAGAAGGGGUGUUGGGAUUACACAGCAGCAGCACGAGAGAGAGGGAGAGAGAGAGAGGGGUGGGGAGGGAAGCAAAACCACCUCUCGGGACAAACGACCAAACCCCUGGCCGUCAUUUCCUAAAGUCAGGACGCACCGAGAAAACCUUUUAUCUUUCAAUUUCAUACAAACAGCAAGAGACCACGGCAAAUUAUCAGACUAUCAACUGUCGGGGGAGAAGGUUUUGCUGAUCAGACGAGGGUUGGAUUUGGCACGUACACCCAUUUGUCGCCCAUGCCUCACCUUGCACGGCUAAAUUGUGUCCUAAGCAUUUUGCUCCACAGUGGCUAUGAGUUAUUAUUAGUGGUUAUGUGCACAUUAGUAAAAAUGAUAUUAAAAUACUCAUAAUUAUUGUACAUAUAUAUAUAUCAGGUUAUCAGUCUCACUAAGUGCCUGAGCUAAAAUAGCAUUGAGGGAGGAGUGUGAUGUGUUCUGUUUGUGGAGUGUUGUCAAAGGGAAGUGUGGAAGUGGCUGUAACGUACGGAUGAUGCAGAGACUCAUGGCCAUUGUAUACGCGUCCGCUAUCUCGGCACUCUGUAAUCCCCGAUUCUCACCUUGAGCAAAAGUGGAUCUACGAGUUUCCCAUAACGUUGAAGGAUUCACACAGGGUGGUGGUUAUAUUCAUUGCCGCAGAUGGCAUUUUAAAGCAAAGUCAUUUUAAAACGUAGAUUGACAGGUUCUUGAUUACGAAGGGCAUCAUAGGUUAAGGGGAGAAGGCAGGAGAACGGGGUUGAGAGGGAAAGAUAAAUCAGCCAUGAUUGAAUGGCAGUGUAGACUUGAUGGUCUGAAUGGCUAAUGAACACAAACUUAUAUGGAAACAGCUGCCAGAAGUAGUUGAGACAGGUACUAAAACAGUAUUUAAAAGACACAUGGACAGGCACAUGGAUAGGAAAUGUUGAGAUGAUAUGGGCCAAAUGCGGAGUUGUUGGACAAUACAAGGCAUCCCGCACCAUCAGUGGGAGUUGGGGCCUCUACUGGAGCCUUGGUGUUUGGGCAAGGAUAUGGCUUCAACAUUCCCGGGAAUACCAGCGAUAUUUCAACUUUGCCAAUGAGACAGGCUUUCCAGUUACCACAAAUACAAGUGAGCCUGGGUACCUCGAGUCAACAGGCCAGUAGAGCUGCUGCCUCACAGCGCCAGAGACCCGGGUUCCAUCCUGACCUCGGGUGCUCUAUGUGGGUGGAGUUUGCACGUUCUCCCUGUCACUGUGGGCGUUUCCUCCAGGUGCUCCGAUUUCCUCCCACAUUACAAAGACGAACGGGUUAGUUGACCUCUGUAAAAUUGUCCCUAGUGUGUAGGAAGUGGAUGAGAAAGUGGGAUAACAUAGAACUAGUGUGAACGGGUGAUUGGUGUGGACUUGGCAGGCGGAAGGGCCUGUUUCCACGCAGCAACUCGAAAUAAAAAGCUCAGCUGUAUAUUCUGAUUUAACAUUCACAUUCAGGGUGGGUUGUGCUGUUCCGACUUAACACUUUAUCCCAGUCAGGCUUAGUGUUCUCCGCACUUAAUCAUUGGACAAAAAGAUUCCUGUUCUAAAAUUCCCAAAGUUUCCAAGUUUAAAAGACUUUUGGAGAGGAAAUGUGGGUAGGAAAGCUUUAGAAGGAAAUGGGUCAAACAUAGGCAAAUGGGCGAACUCUGAAUGGUCGGCAUGGAUGAGUUGGGUUCUGUAACUCUAAGUUCUGGAGCACAGGUCAGGUUCGUGUUAGGUCUGGGAAGGGUUUAAGUGUAAACCUGAGCAGACAUCUACAUAGGUGACCUCCUGUCCUCUCUAAGCCACCCUUCCAUCCAUCCAGGGAUCUGGUAUUGCACCGAGGUGACUUCCACAUGGGCAGGGUGCCACACUAAUGCCUGAUCUGACACCAGCUGAGGAGAUCUAAGGCAGGACAGCUCUUCUGGAAGGCAGGCAUCCGACACUCACUUUGCAAAUAACCCGGUAUUAUAACCCAUGUAACAUUUCAACUUCCGCACAUAAUUCCAAGGCCAGAUUGAAUGAUAAAACACUCACCAGGUCAGGCAGCAUCUGUAGAGCAUAGAGCACGAUCUGUAGACCAAGUGGCACAGCUGGUAGAGCCACUGCCUCACAGCGCCAGAGACCCAGGCUCCAUACAUGACUGCAGAUGCUGUCUGUACGGAGUUUGCACGUUCUCACCGUGACCACGUGGGUUUUCUCCAGGUGCUCCAGUUUCCUCCCACAUCCCAAAGACGUGCAGGUUUGUAGGUUAAUUGGCCUUCUGUAAAUCAUCCCUUGUGUGUGAGAAAAAUGGAUAAUAUAGAACUAGUGUGAUUCGAUGGUCAGCGCCUGUUUCCCUGCUGUAUCUCUAAACUAAACUAAACUAAAUGGAGUUAAACUUCCAUCAGCACUUAUAUUGUUGUGUUUAAUUCACUUCCACCUGCGCAUGAUUUAACUUUGCGCCUUCUUUUAAGUUAUUUACUCUGAAAUGUGCUGUAUGCAGACUUGUAGGUGUUGGGUGGGUGAGGAUGUGUGGGUUAAAUGGCUACUUUUCCAGUUUAGGGUGGGUUCAGAGGGGCAUGUGGAGGAGGUGGUAGUGAUUGAGUAAUCAAGGUCAUGAACCAUUGUUCAACUAACGACGGCACAGUGGUGCAGUGGUUGCGUUGCUGCCACACAGCGCCAGAGACUGAUCCUGACUACGGAUGCUCACUAUACGGAGUUUGCACGUUCUACCUGUGACCAUGUAGAUUUCCUCUGGGUGCUCCGGUUUCCUCCCACAAUCCUCCAAAGCCGUGCAGGUUUGUGGGUUGUAUAGGAAGGAACUUCAAAUGCUGGUUUACAGCAAAGAUAGACACAAAGUGCCGGAGGAUGUAAUUGAGGUAGGUACUAUUGCAACAUUUAAUAAACAUUGAGACAGGUACAUGGAUAGGAUAGGUUUAGAUGGAUAUGGGCCAAGCACUGGCAGGUGGGAUUAGUGCAGAUGGGGACAUGUUGGCCAGUGUGGGCAAUUUGGGCUGAAGGGCCUGUUUCCACACCGUAUGAUUCUAUGACUAUGACUAUAAUGGUCAGCAGAAUGUUAAAUGCCUUUGAUACGCAGGCAUUUGUCACAAUUCCCUGCGACCAUUGUGCUUGAAACCGUGAGCAUGGACUCUGUGGCAGUGGGUAAGUCUAUGGGGGCAGACGCACCUUGUAUGGUGUUGCAGGGAUUAUUGAAAUGCACUCAGCCUGUAGGACCUCUCUGGCCCCAAUUAAAAAUGUACACCGCAAAAAGCAAGUGUAGUUUGCUUCAAUGCUGUGGUAAUUAAUGUGAGAAAAUAAAUAGCUCCUGGUCUCCUGUGGCCAUGAUCAGUGUACUCAGAGACUUGAAAGCUGCAAGAUGACCCAGGAACGUGGUUACACUCUUUGCAUGCUGUCUCAGAAGAGGUUCUCCUUCCAACUGCUUCACUCUUUGACUCGUAUAGGAUUGUUCUCACGUGUAGAAUGACUUGAAGCAACAAGGAUUUGCAGAUGCUGGUUUACGAAAGAGGACAUGGAGUGCCAGAGUAGCUCAGUGGGUCAGGCAGCAUCUCAGGAGAACAUGAA
This is a messenger RNA of Leucoraja erinaceus (little skate), 7968 nucleotides long. It is a transcript of the gene palld, whose product is annotated as palladin, cytoskeletal associated protein. Lineage: Eukaryota; Metazoa; Chordata; Chondrichthyes; Rajiformes; Rajidae. The record is from RefSeq and is a predicted model, not a curated record.